AAAUUUUUCUAAUGUUCAAGCCGGGGUUUGGGCCUAGGCAUUCGGCAUAUAGGCGGAAAUGAUAACCUCUGCGUCACGGUAGCCACCGAAGAAAAAAUAACAGUUAUCAAUUAUUUCAAGAUCGGAAUUACUGAAUAUGGAAAGGACGCAAUGCAUCGCCGAGUAUAAAUAUCUUUUUGCAAUAUGCUUGACAAAAUGGUAGCAGAGAUAGAAAAGAACGUAUUCCUUUUGCAAACCACUCGUAAUUAAAGAAGUUCGAUCUUCCAAAACAAAGAUGUUUAAUGUUAUGCAUUUUUUUUCAAUGUAUUUUGUGUUGACAAGAGCUAUGAAUGAAGUUCGUAUUUUAAAGAUUCUACCUACCUACCUAUGUUUUAUAGUUCAGUUGUCAAACUUUUGAAUUCAAGAAAGAACACAAAAUUUUUUUCAAAAAAGGAAAGAACAAAAGAAUUAAAUCAAAAACUGAAAAGAAACUCAACAAACAAACAAUCAAAUAUGGAUACAUUCAACCAAUUCGUGGAGUCCGAAUUUGGAGCAACCGAGGAACAUGGAAUUCGUGCAAAUAACAACAUUGACGAUUCUUGUUCUGCGAAUGAGGCCCAUCAAGAACGGCACGGAAGAGAGUCGUCAAAACGUUUUCCUGACCAUCCCGCGGCAAGAAACGAAAAUGAAGUCUUUGAUUGUGAUUGCGGGGCGAAUGGGGACAAUGGUGGAUUGGGAGGAACUAGUUGCGUUGAGGGUAAGUAUUGCAAAAUGUGUUCAUUUCAAUUGUGUUUAAAUAUGUAUCUCGUUUGUAAAAAAAAAUAAGGAACAUUUUGUUAA
Molecule: messenger RNA, 819 nt
Organism: Stomoxys calcitrans (stable fly)
Lineage: Eukaryota; Metazoa; Arthropoda; Insecta; Diptera; Muscidae
Exons: 2
Coding region: 367-804 (145 amino acids)
Source: RefSeq, a predicted model, not a curated record